AGGCGAUGCUUUUGUGCUUCCCCAAGCAUUGCCAGAGACAGGCUGAGCGUGCUUAGUGAAGGGGACUCAUCUCUGCACAGAGCCCCAGUGUGGAUGGGAGAUCUCCGCGAGGGAGGCUGUGUUCAUUAGGUCCCACCUGGAGGACUCAACCUUCGGGCCAGCCAGGAUGCAUCGAAUGAUGAAAGAAGAAUCAAGCUACAGGACAAGCAGCCUGGAAAAUGCAACGCGCGACACGAGCAAAGAGCAGCUGCAUGUGAAGCUCUGCAAUGGGUCCUGCCAUGCUGAGCAAAUCCUACAGACACUGAACGCCUACCGGCGUGGUGGCAUCUUCACAGAUGUGGUGUUGUUAAUUGAUGGACAAGAAUUCCCCUGCCACCGUGCAACUUUGUCAGCCAACAGCACUUAUUUCCGGGCGAUGUUUGGUGGCAAUCUCAAGGAAAGCCAUCAGAAUAUCAUCAACAUCCAGAAGAUUUCUGCUUCCACCAUGUCUCUCCUUCUUGACUAUAUGUAUGGGGGGAACAUUGUCAUUCAGGAAGACAAUGUUGAAGGCAUCUUGGAACUGUCUGACUUGCUGCAGAUCUCCAAGCUUAGGGAUGCUUGUAUCAGCUUUCUUGAAGGCCAGCUUCACCCCUGCAAUUGUUUAGGCAUCAUGAAGUUUGCCGAUUCGUUCUCCAUCACUUCCCUGACAGAAAAAAGCAAGAGGUUCAUGCUGGAGUGUUUCGUGGAGGUGUCGUGCCAUGAAGAGUUCCUAGAGAUGGGUGUGAAGGAACUGGUUGAGUAUUUGUCUGAUGAGCAGCUGGUGGUUCCCAAGGAGGAGGUGGUCUUUGAAGCAGUCAUGCGCUGGGUACGACACGACGUACCUGCCCGGAAAGGAGCCUUGAAGGAUCUCCUUGAGCAUGUACGUCUGCCACUGCUCAACCCCACCUACUUCCUGGAGAAGGUGGAAAUGGAUGGGCUCAUCCAGGACUCAAAGGAGUGCAUCCCUCUGCUGCACGAAGCCCGCAAGUAUUACAUCCUUGGGAAUGAGGUCAGCUCUUUGAGAUCGAGGCCCAGAAGGUUCAUGGAGCUGGCAGAAGUUAUCAUCAUCAUUGGGGGCUGUGAUAAGAAAGGCCUUCUGAAGCUGCCCUUCACUGAUCUCUAUCACCCAAAGAGCAGGCAGUGGACGGCCCUCUCCAGUGUGCCUGGCUACACCAAGUCAGAGUUUGCUGCUUGCACGCUGAAGAAUGAUGUCUACAUAUCAGGGGGACACAUCAGCAGCAAUGAUGUUUGGGUGCUGAGCUCCCAGCUGAAUGUCUGGAUCAAGGUUGCUUGUCUGCAGAAAGGCCGAUGGAGGCACAAAAUGGCAACGCUUCAGGGCAAGAUCUACGCUGUGGGAGGUUUUGAUGGUUUCUACCGCCUCUCCAGUGUGGAGUGCUAUGACACCUUCUCCAACAGCUGGUCCACCUUGGCUCCACUGCCACAAGCAGUGAGCUCGGCAGCCGUGGUCUCCUGCCUGAACAAGCUCUACGUGCUGGGUGGUGCUGUGGAUGACACUGCUAACACUGACAAGGUCCAAUGCUAUGAUCCAGAAGACAACAAGUGGACUCUCUUGUCUCCCACUCCUUUCUACCAGAGGUGCAUCAGUGCCGUCUGUUUGGACAACAUCAUUUAUGUUGUAGGUGGGCUCCUCAGUAAAAUCUUCAGCUAUGAUCCAAGGAAAGACAGCUGGCGAGAAGUGGCUGCCCUCCCUGGCCCUCUGGAGAGCUGCGGCCUGACGGUGUGCGGAGGGAAGAUUUACAUCCUGGGUGGCCGAGAUGAGAAUGGAGAAGGCACAGACAAAGCAUUCACUUUUGACCCUGUAACGGGGAGCGUGGAGCAGCAGCCCCCGCUGCAGCGCUGUACCAGCUACCAUGGCUGUGUCACCAUCCUGCAGCACAUGAACAGAUGACGGUGGGGCUUUGGCAGCACCUUUCUCCUAUCCAGAUCCUCCCCUUGAGUCAGUGGCUACAUUUGUGGACAGACAGCAGUCUCUCUGCGGGGAAGGGCAACAUAAGGCACUGAAGAUGUGCUCCCACCAGGCCCUGAUCAACCUGUGUUUUGGUUUGUUUGUUUUUUUUCCAGGUCUGAUGAUGCCAAUGGUUUUGACGCUGAGAGGUGAGAGGAUGAAAGUGCUGGGCUGUAUGAAAACUGCAUUGCAGACCUUGCCACCUCCAGAUUUAAGCAGGGUUGCGACCCCUGGAACUGCUGAGUUUGACUUCUUUUAGGUUUCCCUGAAUCGUAGAAUGGUUUGAGUUGAAAGGAACCCCUGAAGGCCAUCUGGUCCCACCACCUGCAAUGAACGGGGGCACCCACAGCUCCAUCAGCGCUCAGAGCCCUGUCCUCACUGCCCGUAUUGUAAAAUAACUUAUUCUUACAUCUUACAACUUAUUCUUACAUGGAUGUAGAUCAUGAUUUUCUGUACUGUUGGUACAAGGGCAAUUAUUUGCUUCUGUCUGACACCCAGGGCUGUUACAGACACAAUUACAUUUACAGGAUCCAAUUCUUCAGCUCUCAGAUAUCGAUGCAUUUAGCUCCAUAGAGCCCUGUGUCAACCCAUGCUUGCCCAAACAGUCGUUGAUGCCCGUGAGCAGUUAGUUCUACUACAGUGGACAGCUGAGUUUGAGAUCUCAGCUGAUAUCCCAGGAAAACUUCUCUGCUAAAUCCCUGAAAGCUUGGUUAAAUAGGCCACACUCUGAGUCCAUUCUGCAUAUACUGCAGGGUCUAUCUCCUGAAAGCACAGGGCACUGUCUCUUCUAUGUGUUUCAAGAUUAGUCUCGCUGAGACUUUGUCACUGAGGAGAAAGUGAAUCAUGUAGCCAAGAGGUGGUUCUUCAGAGAGCAGUGGGAGGCAAGUUAGAAUGUGUAGAAGUUUUGUUUUUUUUUUAAUUAAAAAACAAAAACCAACAUCCUGAAGUGUGAUACCCACAGAACUGCAUCUGGCUCCUUUUGGCUUUGAAGGAUGCUGACAACUAGGGAAAUAAACUCAAUAUUCAACAGAUUUGACAGAGUGCCUCUGGGAGCCUAAUGUGCAGCUUGUCUCAGGGCACAUCUUCAGUAGCACCACCUGUGCUGCUCCAGGGUUUUGACCUCAGGUCCGGAAGUGAACCUGUUUGAUUUAGUAGAGUAGCCAUAGCCUGUGGUAUGUCUUAGUCCAUGGCUGGAACUGAUAUUUUCUGAUGAGUCUGUGUAUCACAGAAUGGCCUGGGCUGCAGAGGAGCACAGCGCUCAUCCAGCUCCAAGCCCUGCUGUGUGCAGGUCGCCAACCAGCAGCCCAGGCUGCCCAGAGCCACAUCCAGCCUGGCCUUGAAUGCCUGCAGGGAUGGGGUAUCCACAGCCUCCUUGGGCAACCUGUUCCAAUGCUUCACCACCCUCAGUGCAGGCAUUCAUGUUGUUCAAUUAGGUCCUGAAGUGUUACCAAAUGUAGGGUGGGAUCUCUUAAAAAUGCUCAUUAUUUAUACAUUCACCUCUCUGCACCUCGCUUUCCUCUUUCCACUGAUGACCUCUUCCUGAAGUAGAUGAGAAUCCUGCUGUUGGCCCAGAUUCUCCUCUUUUCAGAAUCUUCUAAUGAUCUUAAGCCGCCUCUUAUUGCCUCCCUCCCCCAUAUGGAUGGAUUUUCUUUGGUGCUCUUUAAUAUCUCUGUCUUCUGUGAGUGCUGAGAUGUUCACCUCUUCUUCGUGAUGUUAUCAGGAUGACCUGAAAAACAUGGCAAGAAGUUCCUGCUGAAGACCCCAAAUUGGCUGUUAGCUAGAUGUGCUGUUCUCUCCUUUUCAUUAGGAAACCUGUGCUUUUCCAUUGUUGGAGCAGUGUGUUUCCUUGCACAAAAUGUACCAAAUGCUGCUUAUAAUCUGAAAGGCCUUGGUGGCCAUUUUGUUUAUGAAGGCACACUAUGCAUUCUCAGCCUCAAAUUUUCCUGAGGGCCUGUGCACAGUAUGAUGUGUCCUUCAAGCAAUAUAAAGGAGAUGUAAUGGUGGCAAAGGUUACUUGAAGUUUUUAAGAGACAUGUGGAUGUUUAAGAAGAUGGUGUAGAGGUGGGCUUGCAGUGGUGGUUGGAUGGUUGGGCCUUGGGGAUCUUGAAGGUCUUUCCAACCUAAAUGAUUCUAUGAUUCCUCCAAGGAGAGAAGACAAAAUCCAAGCUGGCAAAGGGCAAUUUAAUUUGCAAUCAAAUUGCAUCCACAGUUAUGUUUAUAAUGCAAAUGGUCACUUCAGAAGAAACUGUCACUUUUCAUUGGUAUAAAUUAAAUUAGUGUGGAAGAAAGUAUAAAGUAUCAACUCAUGUUAUGGCAGACUUCAUGAACAGAGAGCCCUUUGUUCUCCUGUAGCCUAGUGUUCUGAGGACCACAGAUCGCAGCCCAUCUCCCCAUAGAAAUAAAAAAAAAGCUCUUACUGUUCCCUGUGCCUCCAGCAUUUCAGUCUUUUGGACAUCUCUGAUUUACCCUCAUCUUGUGUCUGGUUGAAGAGGUUCUCAAUUCUCCGAAGGGCUGGCUGUACUUGGGAAACCACUGAGGAUGCUUCAAGAAAAACAGAGCACCCCAACCUUGCAAAAGCAUUGAGUGUCAUGGCUUUUUGUGUUCUGUAGCUAUGUUUGGGGGGGAACCAAUGUGGUGGCAUAAACGUUUGGACUUUUCCUAGUCUUACAAUGGGUUUUCUCUUUAAGCAUCUGACAUGAAAGCUGUGCUAAAGAGGAUUCAGGAUGUGGGGUGGUGGUUGGUUUGGUUUGGUUUGGUUGUGGAUGCUAUUUUUGUUUGGGUUUUUUCUUAAGUGGAAAUUUUCAGGAAUUUGUGGUUUCACACCAAUAAAGUUCAGUGAGGAAAACCUUAACGCCGCUGUUCUUCUUGCACGUUCUUUCUACAGUCUUCCCUGAUCUCCCUCAUUCUUCUAGGAGUCUCUUGCUGUACUUCACCCCUUAGUCCUGUAGAAAUGAGCUCUCUCAGAAGAGUAGACCUUCUGGUCAGUUUUCCCAUGUGCUUUUGACAUGUGUGGUGUGUUGCAGCAGUAACACGUGGUGAACGUUGUGGUGUAGGUACUAAACCAUUUGCCUUGUUCUUGGUUGUGAUAUUCAUAUUGCUGCUGAAAUGUGUUUGUAUUUUGUAAGGGCUCUGAACUGUGGGCAUGCAGGGGAGGGAGA
This is a messenger RNA of Tympanuchus pallidicinctus (lesser prairie-chicken), 5142 nucleotides long. RefSeq names its product kelch like family member 35 (gene KLHL35). The record is from RefSeq and is a predicted model, not a curated record. Gene Ontology annotation, molecular function: protein binding. The transcript has 7 exons. Bases 167 to 1927 code for a protein of 586 amino acids. Lineage: Eukaryota; Metazoa; Chordata; Aves; Galliformes; Phasianidae.